AUGACUGCCCGUCUAGUCCUGGUCAUCGGUGACUUGUUCAUUCCCGAUCGAGCUCCUGAUCUCCCACCCAAGUUCCGGAAGCUCCUUACCCCCGGAAAGAUUGGUCAAAUCCUGUGUCUCGGGAACCUCACCGAUCGCGAGACCUAUGAGUUUCUCCGCCAGGUAGCCCCCGACCUGCAAAUGGUCAAGGGCGAUUACGACGUCGACUCACCAAGCCUGCCCCUCUCAAAGAUUGUAACUCAUGGUAGCCUGCGCAUUGGUUUCACACAUGGCCAUACCGUCAUCCCGCCGGGUGAUGCUGAUGCCUUGUUGAUCGCUGCCCGGCAGAUGGACGUGGACGUUCUGCUCUGGGGUGGAACCCACCGCUUUGAAGCAUUCGAGAUGGAAGGUCGAUUCUUUGUCAAUCCAGGCAGUGCUACUGGUGCUAUGAGUUCCGGUUACUGGCCGGAGGGCGAGGAGCCUACGCCGAGCUUCUGCCUGAUGGACAUCCAGGGAGAUGUCCUUACACUGUACGUGUACCAACUCAAGACAGACGCCAGUGGAGUCGAGAAUGUGUCUGUUGAGAAGGUCUCCUACCGCAAGAGCCAACCCCAAACCGCAUAA
Penicillium chermesinum is the source of this 603-nucleotide messenger RNA. Its product is annotated as vacuolar protein sorting-associated protein 29. Gene Ontology annotation, biological process: intracellular protein transport; retrograde transport, endosome to Golgi. The record is from RefSeq and is a predicted model, not a curated record. NCBI's taxonomy places the organism in Eukaryota, Fungi, Ascomycota, Eurotiomycetes, Eurotiales, Aspergillaceae. The transcript has 4 exons. The coding region runs from base 1 to 603 and encodes 200 amino acids. Gene Ontology annotation, cellular component: retromer complex; endosome.